Molecule: messenger RNA, 1110 nt
Organism: Penicillium hordei
Lineage: Eukaryota; Fungi; Ascomycota; Eurotiomycetes; Eurotiales; Aspergillaceae
Product: SDR family NAD(P)-dependent oxidoreductase
Exons: 2
Coding region: 1-1110 (369 amino acids)
Molecular function (GO): oxidoreductase activity, acting on the CH-OH group of donors, NAD or NADP as acceptor
Source: RefSeq, a predicted model, not a curated record
AUGAGCAGUUUGAGAGUUCCUCUAAUUCGCCCUCGGGUGCCAAACUUAUUUAUUCAAAGCUCAUCAAGGCUGGUCAAUGUACGCAAUGUGGGCUACGUCAACAGCCAAGUAUCAAGUCAUCCUCUGGGAUAUACAAAGCGAUCAUACUCAUCCCAGCCAAAUGAGAACAAUCACAUUUCCUUCCAACCUGGAAACCGACUUGCCGGCCGAAAAUGCAUGAUUACCGGUGGGACAUCCGGCAUCGGCUUUGCCAUUGCCGAACGAUUUCUGCAAGAAGGCGCAUCGACCAUAGUCCUCGUCGGCCGAUCUCAAACACGCCUAGGGGACGCAGCCACAAAACUCGAGUCUCUCGCAGUUACACUACCAGAACUUGGUGAAAGCAAUGAUGAAGUCGCGACUCGCGCCCCAGAAGAAGACAACCAGCAAAGCGCGCAAGGAAGGAUCCGUCUACUUGUCGGAGACGUAUCAAAUGCCGGGUCAUGGAUGCGGGAACUCGAAAAGGAAAUGGUAUGCUACCUCAUUUAUCUCGACGAAUACUUUAUCCUAACCAUCAUCCAGGCAAAUGUGGACAUACUAGUAAACGCAGCAGGAAUUUCGAUAUCAAACAUUCUGCCAAGAUCCGAGCUAGAAGAUAUCUCCACAAUUCUACGCACUAAUCUCGAAGGCGCAAUUCUCACUUCGCGCGCUUUAAUGCGUGCCUCUAUCCGCAGCCGGAUUCGGAAUCGGAGUGAUCCAGCUGCGGGGACCAAACCCCCGUCGAAAUGCAUCAUUAACGUCUCCUCUUUACUCGCGCUCAAAGGUGGAACUGGCGCAGUUCCGUACGCUGCUUCCAAGGCCGGCCUUCUCGGUCUGACACGGUCAUUGGCUGUUGAGGCAUCAGCUUCGAUGAAAGAUAUUGUGAUUCGGUCAAAUGCUAUUGUGCCGGGGUAUAUUGAAACACCUAUGGUUGCAGACUUCACACCCGGGGAAAAGAGCAGGCUGAAAGAUCUCAUUCCUCUUCAUCGAUUUGGAGAUCCACGUGAGAUUGCUGAUGCAGCUGUGUUCUUGGCACAGAAUGAAUAUGCCAACAACUGUGUGCUCAAUCUUGAUGGCGGAUUGAGCGCUGUUUGA